This is a messenger RNA of Juglans regia (Persian walnut), 3154 nucleotides long. Its product is annotated as pentatricopeptide repeat-containing protein At4g38010. Gene Ontology annotation, molecular function: protein binding; RNA binding. Lineage: Eukaryota; Viridiplantae; Streptophyta; Magnoliopsida; Fagales; Juglandaceae. The record is from RefSeq and is a predicted model, not a curated record. The coding region runs from base 1142 to 2926 and encodes 594 amino acids. Gene Ontology annotation, biological process: RNA modification. The transcript is spliced from 4 exons.
CUCGUUCUUUUCUCUCUCUUCAGUCCCGCGUAUGCCCUCCUCUUCCUCCGUUUUUCUUCCUAUCGCCGAUUCUCUCCCUCUUCUUCCCGUUUUUCGCGGUGGUUCGGAUGGGAAAUGGUAGUCGGCACUCUGUUUCCUCGCGUUGCCGUCUCGCUGAAGUUCCACCAACACCGCCACACUCUUCGUCUAUCGGUUUCUCUCGGUGUCGUAAGUCCUCUAUCCAUCUUUCAGUGCUCUCUUUGCCCCUAUUUUCCCGCUGUCUCGCAUUUGGGUUUCUUUGGGUUUUCUCAAGAUAUGAUCUCGGGUUCUCUGAUUUCUCAGUCUGACGGGCAUGGGAGCUGACUUUCUGAGGUUUUGGCACCUGGGUUUUUUUAUUUUAGACAUGGGUUUGGGAGAUAAUGCGGUAAUGAAGUUAUAGUGUUUUGGUCAACUUCGGUUGAUUAUGAUUUAUGGUUUUUACUUCUUUAACGUGUUAAGCUUCUGAUCCUUGUCGAUUUUGGAAGAUUAGGAGGAGAAUUUUGUAAAUAAUCAGAGUGAUUUCAUGUUUAUGUUUUGAAGGUGGAUUUUGGUCUUGGUGUGCAGCGAAAGUUAGGUUUUUUUAGACGAGUUAUGCUUUUGUUACAUCUGUGUUUCGGAUGGGAAGUGGUGAUUGAGAGAUAGGCACUUGAUUUUGGAGGUGGGGUUUAAGAAAUCUGGGGUUGGCAAGUCCUUGAACGACGAGAAAUGGACAGAGUGAUUCAGCCUCCUCUGUGUCAGCCUUUCUCCCCAAACAAGAACACAGCUCCUCCAAAUGCUAAAAACACAGCUCCAUCUCCGCAUUGACAAUCCCAACCAUCACAUUCACACUCCAAGCCUCCCUCCGAGGCUCUCGCACCGGACCAUCUGAUUCUGCUCAAUCUUAUCACCGAAGAAACGUUCAUCAAUCUCCUGACGAAUGUCCCAGCUCGUGUAGAUCUAACUGCCGCCCCAUGGCUGCAAUAAUGAGCUCAGCAAAGGCAAAGAGAUUCUUGUUGAGAAGAGUCCUGCAGAGAGCAGAUAAAAAAUCCUGCAGGGAGCAGAUAAAAAAUUCUAUUAGUCCUACCUUGGAAUGGGCUGUUUUUGGGAAAAAGCGAUGCGUUGGUGCGAUUGAUGGGACCAUGAUAUGAACAAGAUCGUGCUUUCUUGGAAAUGGGUUCUUUUAGAUUUCAUUCAUAAGUGCAACAAUGUGAGGUCCUUCAUGCAAAUCCAUGCGCAAUUAUUAACAUCCGGUGUCGUUCGUGACCAGUUGGUUGUUAACAGAGUUGCAGAGUUCUUUGGAAAAUUUGCAAAUUUUAGUGAAUAUGGUUGUGAUCUUUUAAAGCAAAUUGAUUGGAGCAUAAGUUCAUUCCCAUAUAAUUUGAUGAUAUCAGGCUAUGCUGGCAGUGACACGCCAAGGGCGGCAGUUCUGGUCUAUAGACGGAUGAUGAGAAAUGGAUUUAUGCCUGACAUGUACACUUUUCCUGUGGUUCUGAAAUCUUGUGCUAAGUUUUUGGGGAUUGGGGAGGGUAGACAGGUUCAUGGGGUGGUUGUAAAAAUGGGGUUUUUGAGCGAUCUAGUUGUGCAAAACUCACUCGUCCAUUUCUACGGUGGCUUUGGUGAUUUUCGUGUUGCUAGUAUGGUGUUUGAUGACAUGCAUGUGAGAGAUGUGGUGUCUUGGAGUUGUUUGAUAUCUGGGUAUGUGAGGGCAGGGUUAUUUGAUGAGGCUGUAGCUUUAUUUUUGCGGAUGGAUGUGAAACCAAAUAUAGCAACGUUUGUCAGCAUGCUUGUGGCUUGUGGCCGAAUGAGGCAUUUGAGCUUGGGGAAGGAAAUUCAUGGAUUGAUGGUUAGAUGUGUAAGGGUGGAUUUGGUGGUAGGCAAUGCCAUCAUGGAUAUGUACGUUAAGUGUGAGUGUUUGUGUGAGGCAAAGCAGAUCUUUGAUGAGCUCCCUGAGAUAGAUAUUGUAUCAUGGACUACUAUGAUUAGCGGCUUGGUGCAAUGUAAACGUCCCAAAGAGUCAUUACAAAUGUUUCACAAAAUGCUUGCAUCAGGCAUUGAACCUGAUAGGCUUCUCUUGACUAGUGUGCUGUCAGCUUGUGCCAGUCUCGGGGCUCUUGAUUAUGGCAGAUGGAUCGACGUGUAUAUUGAUUUUAGAGACAUCAAAUGGGAUACUCAUAUUGGAACAACUAUGAUCGACAUGUAUGCAAAGUGUGGCUGUGUAGAGAUGGCAUUAUGGACUUUCAAUGAGAUGCCUUUCAAAAAUGUCUAUACGUGGAAUGCCUUGCUUGGUGGUUUAGCAAUGCAUGGACAUGGGCGUGAGGCGCUCAAACAUUUUGAAGAAAUGAUUAAAUCUGGUAUGAGGCCAAAUGAGGUGACAUUUCUAGCCAUUUUGACUGCUUGCUGCCAUUCUGGCUUGAUUGAUGAAGGUCGCAGGUGCUUUUAUCAAAUGAUAAGUCAAGAACAUAAUCUUUCUCCAAGGUUAGAACACUAUGGAUGCAUGGUUGAUAUGCUCUGCAAGGCUCAACUCCUGGAUGAAGCUCAGGAGCUGAUAAAAACUAUGCCCAUGCCACCUGAUCUGCUGAUAUGGGGAGCUCUUCUUAGUGGUUGCAAGGCCAGUGGGGCUGUUGAACUCUCUCAAGAAAUAUUAGACAGCCUCCUGGAACUGGAGUCUCAAGAUAGUGGGGUAUACGUGCUUCUUUCCAACAUACAUGCUACUGAUCAAAGAUGGGCUGAAGUAACGAGAAUACGGAGGUUGAUGAAGGAGAAGGGUAUAAAAAAAGCCCCUGGAUCAAGUGUUAUAGAGGUGGAUGGUAAGGUUCAUGAAUUUUUUGCUGGAGAUGCUAGCCACCCUCAAAAUGAGGAUCUUCAUUAUUUGUUAAAUAUCCUUUCUAGUAAUCUCUAUCUUGAAGGGCAUUUUUCAGACCCAUUCUAGGUUAAGGUGGGUAUGCUUUUAUUGCGAAGUUGAAGAGUCCCUUUUUUGUUUCAUUUUUUUAUGUAACAUUCUGACAACUUCUGCCAUUUUCAUGUUCUCAGAAAUAGUACUUUGGUGUUCCAUUAAGGGACUUGUUUGAUACUGCAGCCGUCAUCUGAUAAUUUUGAUAAUCAAUUUGACAGGCAUGUAUAAAAGAGCAAUAGAUUUGAGCAUGACUGUUACUGCAAA